This is a messenger RNA of Setaria italica (foxtail millet), 2082 nucleotides long. RefSeq names its product cytochrome P450 78A9. Bases 140 to 1771 code for a protein of 543 amino acids. The record is from RefSeq and is a predicted model, not a curated record. The transcript has 2 exons. Gene Ontology annotation, molecular function: oxidoreductase activity, acting on paired donors, with incorporation or reduction of molecular oxygen; monooxygenase activity; heme binding. Lineage: Eukaryota; Viridiplantae; Streptophyta; Magnoliopsida; Poales; Poaceae.
CCGCCAUGUUCAGCCCGCCAAGACUCGCUCGAGAACCAGACCGAGCUCCUCAUCAGCUCGACCGCCUUUCUUCCCACUUCCACACGACGAGGACACGACUGCGAGCGUGCAACGAAGAAGAGAGUUAGCUAGCCUAGCCAUGGCGCCGUCCGAGGACUGCGGCUGGCUGCUGUACCUCUCCCUGGCCGCGAAAUGCGGCGACCCCCACCGCCUGCUCGGCCUCGCCGCGGUCUUCGCCGCCGCCUUCGUCGUCACGGCGCUCCUGCACUGGGCGGCGCCCGGCGGGUCCGCGUGGGGGUGGUACUGGUGGGCCAGGAGGGGCGGCCUGGGCAUUGGCGCCGCCAUCCCGGGGCCCCGGGGGCUGCCGGUGCUCGGCAGCAUGGGGCUCAUGACGGGCCUGGCGCACCGGAAGCUCGCGGCGGCGGCGGCCGCCGGCGGGAAGGCCAGGCGCCGGCUCAUGGCGUUCUCGCUCGGCGAGACCCGCGUCGUGGUCACCGCCGACCCGGACGUCGCGCGGGAGCUCCUCGCCAGCGCCGCCUUCGCCGACCGCCCCGUCAAGGAGUCCGCGUACGGGCUCCUCUUCCACCGCGCCAUCGGCUUCGCCCCGCACGGCGCCUACUGGCGCGCGCUCCGCCGCGUCGCCUCCGCGCACCUCUUCUCGCCGCGCCAGAUCGCCGCCUCCGCCGCGCAGCGCGCCGUGAUCGCGCGCCAGAUGGUCGACGCCAUGGCGGAGGAGCGCCCCGCCGCCGCCGCCGGGACCGUGACGGCGCGGCGGUUCCUGAAGCGCGCGUCGCUGCACAACGUGAUGUGGUCGGUGUUCGGGCGGAGGUACGAGCUGCAGGCGGCCAGCGAGGAGGCGGCGGAGCUGAAGAGCCUGGUGGACGAAGGCUACGACCUCCUCGGCCAGCUCAACUGGUCCGACCACCUCCCCUGGCUCGCCCGCUUCGACCUGCAGAGGAUCCGGGCCAGGUGCUCGGCCCUCGUCCCCCGGGUCAACCGCUUCGUGGGCCGCAUCAUCGACGAGCACCGUGCCCGGCACGCCCUCGGCGGCGGCGUCGCCGCCGUCAUGGACUUCACCGACGUCCUGCUCUCCCUCCAGGGCAGCGACAAGCUCUCCGACGCCGACAUGAUCGCCGUCCUCUGGGAGAUGAUCUUUCGAGGCACGGACACGGUGGCAGUUCUGAUGGAGUGGGUGCUGGCCCGGCUGGUGCUGCACCAGGACGUGCAGCGGAGGGUCCACGAGGAGCUGGACCGGGUGGUCGGGCCGGGCAAGGCCGUGACGGAGGCGGACACCGCCUCGCUUGUCUACCUCCAGGCGGUCAUCAAGGAAGUGCUGCGCCUGCACCCGCCGGGGCCGCUCCUCUCCUGGGCACGCCUCGCCACGUCGGACGUCCACGUGGGCGGGUACCUGGUACCCGCCGGGACCACCGCCAUGGUGAACAUGUGGGCCAUAACCCACGACCCGGCCGUCUGGUCCGACCCGACGGAGUUCAAACCCGAGAGGUUCCUGGCGGGCUCGUCGGAUCACGCCGACGAGUUCCCGAUCAUGGGUUCGGACCUCAGGCUCGCGCCGUUCGGGUCCGGCAGGCGGAGCUGCCCCGGCAAGUCCCUCGCGAUGGCUACCGUCGUGUCCUGGCUCGCCACCCUCCUCCACGAGUUGGAAUGGCUCCCGCCGUCCGACGGCGGCGUCGACCUAUCCGAAGUGCUGAGGCUGUCGUGCGAGAUGGCCGCCCCGCUGGAGGCGAGGCUGGUGCCACGCCACGCGGCGUGAUGACGUGGCACGCAGGGCGAAGCUUCUUCUUACCUUGUAGCAGUAACUGUUAACGUGCACGGUGAGCUGUGUAAAAAAAGGAUGUCAGCUGUCCCUAGUAGUACCACCAGCCGGUUUGCUCGACUAUGUGUGUGUGUACCUGCAUGUGUAAUAUCCGCCACGUAAUUUUAGGUAGUGUAGUGUACCAGAGAUGAUGAGUGAGACAUGUAUCUUUUGCUUUAAUCUUCAGCACUGCCUAGAGCUAGUAUACAAUAUGCAUGUACAUUAUUGCCUCUUUAUCCUAAUGCAAGCGUGUGUACGUGUGCGUGCUA